AUGGACAACGAGGAUCUUAUCGACUACGAGGAGGAGGUCGCCGUUGCCCCGACCACGGCCACCAACGGUGCCGCUGCCACCGGCGCCGACGCCGCCACCGCCGAUGCGGAAAAGGACAAAAAGGCAAGCAUCUUUUCUUCUCAGCUUCCAUCCACGCGUCCCGUCCGCUCCAUCGCGUCGCUGCGACGGUCCGACCCGGCAUCGCUUUCGGCAACGAUCCGUGGUUCCUACGUCGGAAUCCACUCGACGGGUUUCCGUGACUUCUUGCUCAAGCCCGAGCUGCUCCGUGCCAUCAGCGACCUUGGUUUCGAGCACCCUUCCGAAGUCCAGCAAGAAUGCAUUCCCCAGUCGAUCCUGGGCAUGGAUGUCCUCUGCCAGGCCAAGUCCGGUAUGGGCAAGACAGCCGUCUUUGUCCUGGCCACGCUCCAGCAGAUUGAGCCCGUCGAUGGCGAGGUCUCGGUGCUGGUCCUCUGCCACACCCGUGAGCUGGCCUACCAGAUCCGCAACGAGUACGCCCGCUUCACCAAGUACAUGCCCGACGUCCGCACCGCCGUCAUCUACGGCGGCACCCCGGUCGCCGAGAACCAGGCCCUGCUCAAGGACAAGGCAAAGUGCCCGCACAUUAUCGUCGGCACGCCCGGACGAUUGAACGCCCUCGUCCGCGACAAGUCGCUCAAGGUCAGCGGCGUCAAGCACUUUGUCAUUGACGAGUGCGACAAGAUCAUCGAGCAGAUGGACAUGCGACGAGACGUUCAGGACAUCUUCCGGUCGACGCCGCACCACAAGCAGGUGAUGAUGUUCUCGGCCACCCUGUCCAAGGAGGUCCGACCCACUUGCAAGAAGUUCAUGCAGAACCCGCUCGAGAUCUACGUCGACGACGAGACCAAGCUGACGCUGCACGGCCUGCAGCAGCACUACGUGCAGCUCGAGGAGUCGGCCAAGAACCGCAAGCUCAACGACCUGCUCGACUCGCUCGAGUUCAACCAGGUCAUUAUUUUCGUCAAGUCGAUUGCGCGGGCCAACGAGCUCGACAAGCUGCUGCGGGAGUGCAACUUCCCCUCGAUUUGCAUCCACGGCGGCCUGGCGCAGGACGAGCGCAUCAACCGCUACCAGCAGUUCAAGAACUUUGAGAAGCGCAUCCUCGUCUCGACCGACAUCUUUGGCCGAGGCAUCGACGUCGAGCGGGUCAAUGUGUCGAUUUCCUACGACACGCCCGCCGACGCCGACUCGUACCUCCACCGUGUCGGACGUGCGGGCCGUUUCGGCACAAAGGGCCUGGCCAUCAUGUUUGUCUCGAGCGAGGCCGACAGCGAGGUGCUCAAGCAGAUCCAGAGCCGGUUCGAGGUCGCCGUGCCCGAGCUGCCCGACACCAUCGAGGCCAGCUCCUACAUGAACGCCUGA
Messenger RNA from Pseudozyma flocculosa PF-1, 1401 nucleotides. RefSeq lists its product as uncharacterized. The record is from RefSeq and is a predicted model, not a curated record. The transcript is spliced from 6 exons. Gene Ontology annotation, biological process: mRNA splicing, via spliceosome; mRNA export from nucleus. The coding region runs from base 1 to 1401 and encodes 466 amino acids. NCBI's taxonomy places the organism in Eukaryota, Fungi, Basidiomycota, Ustilaginomycetes, Ustilaginales, Ustilaginaceae. Gene Ontology annotation, molecular function: RNA binding; ATP binding; RNA helicase activity.